ACAGGAGAGAGACGUGACUGUCCCGGAUCCUCUGGGGAGGCUCAACGACAUCAUGAUGCUGACGAGGCAGAGAAGAGUCUCUCCAGAGCAGAACACCUCAAGAAACCCCAGCGGAGGCCCACAGGGAAGAAACCUCACCGCUGCUCUGACUGUGGGAAGAGUUUCACCUCUUCAACAGAACUUAAAAUACACCACAGAAUCCAUACAGGAGAGAAACCUUAUAGCUGCACUGACUGUUUGAAGAGAUUUUCUCAACUAGGGAACCUGACAAAACACCAGUUGACACACACAGGAGAGAAGCCUUACCACUGCUCUGACUGUGAGAGGAUCUUUUCAACAUCACAGCGUUUAAACCUGCACCAGCGAACGCACACUGGAGAGAAGCCUUACCACUGCUCAGACUGUGGGAAAAGCUUAACCUCCUCAAGUGAACUUAUUAUACACCAGAGAACACAUACAGGAGAGAGGCCUUAUGGCUGUGAUCAAUGCGGGAAACGAUUCACUCAGUCAUCAAACCUGACUGUACACAAGAGAAUACACACUGGAGAGAAACCUUAUCGCUGCUCCAACUGUGGAAUGAGCUUUACUACCUCAAGCUAUCUGAUAACACACCAGAGAACACACACAGGAGAGAAGCCUUAUAGCUGUGAUCAAUGUGGGAAGAGUUUUACUCAGCCAAGUCACCUGAUUGUACACCAGAGAAUACACACAGGAGAGAAACCUUACCACUGCUCUGACUGUGGGAAGGGUUUUGUUAGAUCAUCACAUUUAAAAUCUCACCAGAGAACACACACAGGAGAGAAACCUCACCACUGCGCUGAAUGUGGGAAGAGUUUUGCUUUAUUAGACAUACUAAUAGUACAUCAGAGAACCCACACUGGUGAAAAGCCUUACCACUGCUCAGACUGUGGUAAGAGAUGUACUACCUCAAGUAACCUGAUAUCACACAAGAGAACCCACACUGGAGAGAAACCUUACCACUGCUCUGACUGUGGGACGAGUUGUUCUACCUCAAGCAACCUGGCAGUACACCAGAGAACACACACUGGAGAAAAGCCUUAUAGCUGUGAUCAGUGUGACAAGAGAUACUCUCAUUCAAGUUCUCUGAUUAAACAUCAGAAAAUACACUCAGGAGAUCCACAGAGUGUGGAAUGAUCUCCAACACCAGACCUGGGUAGUAGAACACAGAGUGUGGAAUGAUCUCCAACACCAGACCUGGGUAGUAGAACACAGAGUGUGGAAUGACCUCCAACACCAGACCUGGGUAGUAGAAAACAGAGUGUGGAAUGAUCUCCAACACCAGACCUGGGUAGUAGAACACAGAGUGUGGAAUGACCUCCAACACCAGACCUGGGUAGUAGAAAACAGAGUGUGGAAUGAUCUCCACCAGACCUGGGUAGUAGAACACAGAGUGUAGAAUGAUCUCCAACACCAGACCUGGGUAGUAGAACACAGAGUGUAGAAUGAUCUCCAACACCAGACCUGGGUAGUAGAACACAGAAGCCAUCGGGCCUCCAUCUUGGUAAAAACAUAUUUAGGAAGCUUUGGAAAUUGAUUUAUUAAUGUUAAUUAAUUAAAACACGUUUAUUCUAUUAUACACCUUAAUACUUUAUAUUUUCACAUUAUAUUUUAACAUAACAA
Messenger RNA from Salvelinus fontinalis (brook trout), 1641 nucleotides. RefSeq names its product zinc finger protein 239-like. The record is from RefSeq and is a predicted model, not a curated record. The annotation marks the transcript as partial. Lineage: Eukaryota; Metazoa; Chordata; Actinopteri; Salmoniformes; Salmonidae. The transcript has a single exon. Gene Ontology annotation, biological process: central nervous system development; regulation of transcription by RNA polymerase II. Gene Ontology annotation, molecular function: DNA-binding transcription factor activity, RNA polymerase II-specific; RNA polymerase II cis-regulatory region sequence-specific DNA binding. Gene Ontology annotation, cellular component: nucleus.